AUGGGUGUUUGCGUACAUGAGGGACAAUUACAUGCCUUAACAGAAUACAUAAAUGGUGGUUCUUUGGAACAGUUAUUGGCCAACAAAGAAGUAGCAUUGAGUGCUGCUGCAAAAUUAAGACUGGCAUUGGGUGUAGCUAAAGGUAUGGAGUAUUUACACGGUGCAGGCAUCUUUCACAGAGAUUUAACCAGUAAAAAUGUGUUAGUAAGAAAUUUACCAGAUGGACGUUUUGAGACGGUAGUGGGAGAUUUUGGUUUGGCAGCCAAAAUACCCGAUAAAAAACAAAAGACUCGUUUGGAAUAUGUGGGUUCACCUUAUUGGGUUAGUCCAGAAUGUUUAAAUCAUCUCUUCUAUGAUGAACGCAGCGAUGUGUUUUCCUUCGGCAUUAUCUCUUGCGAGAUUAUAGCACGUAUAGAGGCAGAUCCCGAUAUAAUGCCUAGAACCGAUUCGUUUGGUUUUGAUUAUCUGGCAUUUGUUGAUUUGUGUCCCAUGGAUACACCACCUGCAUUUUUAAGACUGGCUUUCUACUGUUGCAUAUUUGAUCCAAAGAGUAGACCUACGUUUCACGAUGCCGUCAAGAAAUUGACUUCGCUUUUGGAAAAAUAUGAACAUGAUCCCAUGGGUUGCAAUGGUUCAUCUAGCUCCACUAUUAGUGCCAGUUCUAGCCCUUUGAGUUCAUUGGAAAUUACCUGCUCGCCUAAUGGCAGUGAUUCGGAAAAUUUCUGUCAAGCUUUAAAUCACAAAAAUGGCUGUGCCCGUCAUUUGGCCAUUAAGAAAGCCUUAAUAAACACCCCUUUAACAUCGGCUAUUAGUACGGCGCCUGCUGGUCACAUAACACCAAGACACUUAAGAGAAGUCAGUGAAAAUGGUUUCCUGUUUCCCGAGUCGGAAAAUCGUAGCAAUUCUAUACCAAACGGGGGAUUUAGUGAAAUUGAUGAAAACCGUAUAAUUAAAAAUCGUGUUAAGAGAGCAACGAAAAAAUACGAAAAUAUGGCUGCUGCUGAGUUAUUAAUACAACAGCAACAUCGUCGUUCGCUGAGUGAAAACAUUAUACACUUUCCAUUGCACACAACGCCCAGCGAUAAGGCGAGAUGCCAUCAAAUGCAGCGACAAAGAUCCUCUACGCAUUCCCCAACUCCACCACCGGUGGGUGGUUUUACAAGCACCAUCAUUGUAACUGCAGACACCUUGCCAACCCGUGAAUCCCCGCCACCAGUUUUAACGCUACGCAAAGUAGCCGAAACCAUGUGCCUCAAAGAUCCCCAAUACAAACCCAUAAGGACUGAUAAUAAUGGUGUUAAAUCCAACCCUUUCACAGCUAUGGCUCAUUUGAAGGGCGUGAAAAAGAUUUUGGGAGCAAAUCCCAAAAUCUACGCAGCUGGAGGUGGGGACUUGUUUAGUUCUUGUUUUGAAAUAUGUGCUCCUUUCUUCAAGGAGUUGGUAGCUUUGCAGCAGAAGACCAUUAUAGGAGAAGAUGGCAAAACUGUGGUAACCACGCCCAAUGAACCAAAGAGUCUACCAAUAUCACCACAAUUAACACGAAAACUAAGUGCUAUUGAGAUGAAACUGUCGCCGACACUAAAUCUGCCACGUUGUACAUUGGCCGAUGAAGAUGAUGAUUGUGUGGAUGAGUCAGAUGCCGAACAGGAUGCAGAUGGUGGUGGCAAUUGUGCUGAUGCCGAAUCGAGUAGUGAUGAUUCUGCCGAGAGACCCACUCCCGCCCCAGUGGCACGAAAGUAUCGAGCCAACUCUCUGUACACCCAUCCACUGUUCCGUGGCACAAGUGGCAGUAGUAAACUGGAAGAUGCAACUGCUUUAACAACUUCUUCUUCAGCAGCUAAUGUAAAUAUAGAGGAUUGCAAUUCCUCCGAAGAUGGAUGUGAGGAAGGCUUGAAAUCAUCCAAAGAUGUUCCUCUAACAGCCUCAACACCUUCGCCUCCAACGCCACCACCACAAACUUCAGCAACUUUGGCAGCCACACCUGCUUCCAUGUCAUCUUGUACGGAAUUUGAUUUGAACGAACUGAAACCGAGCGAUUUUCUACCCACUAAAAGUUCAUUAACGCGGCGUGAUUCUAUAGAGAGUGGAUUUUAUUCCUGUUUCAAUGAGGAAUCCGAUGCUGCUACAACAUAUCGUCAGUUCAAUGGUGCCGGAGUAUCGUCGCUGGGUUUGGGUUGCGGUGGCAGUAAUUGUUGUUUUGAACAACUCAAGUCUCAGCUGAUGUUGGAAGUGGGUGCCAAUGGUGAAUUGAGUGAUAAAUUGGCCAGUCUAUGCCGCUGUUGCUAUUACGGCUCCGCAUCACAAAGCGGUCAACAUCAGCAGCUGCUUAACGAUUCCUCUUCCACCUCCUCCUCUGUGCUGCUUAUAGAUGAACCUACCAGUAGUGCAGCAGCUGGUGGCAUUAAUACUUCCUCGAGUGCUGCGGCUUUAAGAUCCUUAGAUGAUUUGGAAUUACCGGAUGCAGCACGCAGUCAUCGACGCUACACUUGUCACCAUCAUCUGUUGGGAGGCAAUAAUUACGAUCCUAACUUUACAGCCACUGCUGGUUUAAUAAAUAGAUUAGCUUUGGAUUCUGAAAUAAAUUCACUGAUGCAACGCAGUCCCUUUGCUACCAAUCAAUUGUUAUAUUGUAAAAAUCGCACCUCCUCUAUAUACACCGAUAGUUCCGAUGACAUCAGCAGUUUAGCCGGUUCGGAUUCCCUGCUAUGGGAUGAUCGUUCAUUUGCCUACCCCACCAGUACAAGAUCGGCACAAAUUGCAAAGAUUGUGGAAUAUUUCGAACGUAAAAGACAAGUACCUGAUAGUACACCUCCACCACGAGGUACCAGCGCAGCAGGUGGCAGUGGUGUGGGUGGUCAUACCUCCACCGCUGGCAGUGGUUCAACUUCAUCAUCCUCUUCAAUGGCGGCUGCAGUGGCAGCAUCUGCUUUAGGUUCAUCCUAUAUGUCAUCCUAUGAAGCACGACGUUAUUCCGAUUUUAAACGUCAUGCAGCUAUUAAUUCAGAUUAUGAAGCCUUCUGUUUUGAACUGGACAAAAAGCCUUCUCAGGCUAGACUGAUGGUGUGUGAGGGAGCGGUAAAAUCGAAAUUACAAAUAUUCGAUAAAUUAAAACAACAACAGCAGCAGCAGCAGCAACAAACAGCCUGUAAUAUAGCUUCCACUAGCACGAACAUAAGCCAAACUCCUGUAGGUUCGGUGCAGGCCUUUACAAAUUCCUUACAUCACCAUUUAAAUACUGCAGCAGCCACAGUAUCGACAGCUACUGCAUUGGCUACUACAACGACUACGCCAACUGGUUCUAUAACCCCAACUCAGACAACCACGAGUGCUACUAAUUGUCCACAAAUUAAUACAGCUGGUUAAAUGCUCCUCCUCAAUAACCUUUUGUUUUUAAGGCAGCUUGUUUAAAGUUCUUUCCUAGUUUUCGCCUCUUAUUUUCGGAUUAUUUUUUUUUUUUUUAAUUUACAAUCUGUGAAAUUUUAUUAUAUUUUUAAGUUUGUUAAAUAAUUAUUUUUUUCUUUAUCUAACACCUGCUGUUAUUUUUACUAUGUUCCUUUCAUUUUUCACUCUCCUUUUAGUUUCUAUCUUUUUUUUUUACAAACCUAAACCAAAAAUUUGUGUUUGUUUAUUUUUUUUCAAGAUUUUUUGCUGAAUUUAUUUGAAAUUAUUUUUUUCUUUAUUAUUUAUUUGUUAUUGUUGUUGAAAUUUUAUUUUCUUAUAGAUUUUUCUUGUUUAAAAACAAACAAAUUAUAAUUUUUAUAGAGUUUUUGUUGUUGUGUUUUCUUUAUUUUCCUUUGUUUGUUUUUAAUAUGAUUUAGGUUUUCAAAUAAGGGAUUUUAUGUUUCGAAACUUUAGAAAGUAGGGAGUCAUUUAAAAAUUCAUCAAAUCAGAACAAACUGUUUAAAACAACAAACUUGGAAUCUGUUUUUUUUAAUUACAACAAAAUGAAGUUUAUAAGCUAAACAAAAGAUCCUGAAUUGUUAACCAAAACCAGUUAUUUUCUUUUCCUUUUCCCUGCAAUAUCUUUAUAGCUUUUGUAUAGAACUAACAUAUUCAAUUUGUCGAAGAAAAAGUACUAAAAAAUGUGUGCAAAAUUAAAAUAAAAACAAAAUAAUUAUUGAAAUGUUUUUAACGAUAAUGCCAAAAGUAAUUAUGUAUAAUACAAAAACACAUGUGUAUAAAAUAAUAUAUAUUUAAAAUAAUUUAAUUUUUAAUAAAUAUACAAAAUAAAACUUUCAUAAAAGUCUAUAAAUAAACUAGUCCUCCUCUUUUUAUUUUUAAAAAUUAAACAAAAAUACAUUUUCAUUAAAAAAAAAAUACUUAAAAAUAUUCCCUAAAAUUAAUAAAAAAAAUUAAAUUUAAUUAAAAUUAAACAAAAAAAUUUCAAACAGCAAAACAAUUAUAAAAAAUUAUUAGAAAUAAAAAAAAAUCUAAAAAAUUAAGAUAAUUGUUUGCAAUUAACAGCCACUAUAAGAAAACCUGUUGCAAAAAAAAUUUUUUGUUUCCCUGAUUCUGCAUAAAGCGAUAAAUCCAGUUAAAAAUUACUUUAUUUUUAAUGUUUAAUGAAAAAAAAGCUGUUUGAAAAAAAUAUUCGAAAAACAUUUAUUUCAAAUAAAAAAAAUAUAUAUAUAGGGAAAAUUAACCCACAAAACAUAUUCCUUAAAUUUACUUGAUUCUGGUAUACUCUACGAAAGCCAAGCUGUUAAAAGUUUAUGUAUACAAUUAAUAUUUAUUAUUAAACACUAUAUUAUUAUUUAUAAACUUUAAAAAUUAUUUAUUUAAAAUUAAGCCAAUUUAAUCACAACAAAAAACAAUAAUAACGAAAGUGUAUAAAAAAUGAUAAUAGUUAAAAUAUUUAAAUAAAUAUUUAUACCUUAAGUGUAUGUAAAAAAUUGAGUUAAAUUAAAACCCUAAAUUAACAAAAAGUAUUUUUCUUUUCUUUAGUUUAUUAAAAAUACUUACAAUAAUCAUUUUUAGUAUUAUUAUUAGUAAAAAGGGUUGUAAGACUUAAAACAUGAAAAAAAAAGAAAACAGUAAAAUUACAAAAAAAUGAAAUUAUUUAUGCACUUAAAACAUUAACCAAGAAAAUUAUUAAGAUAAAUUGUAUAUUUUA
Messenger RNA from Lucilia sericata (common green bottle fly), 5113 nucleotides. It is a transcript of the gene cdi, whose product is annotated as serine-rich adhesin for platelets. The coding region runs from base 1 to 3363 and encodes 1120 amino acids. Gene Ontology annotation, cellular component: nucleus; cytoplasm. Gene Ontology annotation, molecular function: protein serine/threonine kinase activity; ATP binding. The transcript is spliced from 5 exons. Lineage: Eukaryota; Metazoa; Arthropoda; Insecta; Diptera; Calliphoridae. Gene Ontology annotation, biological process: protein phosphorylation; actin cytoskeleton organization. The record is from RefSeq and is a predicted model, not a curated record.